CGUCUUCCGGCAUCUCUUCACCUUUAUCAUCGUUGCUUGCCUGUCGUCUUCUAUUUCCUUCACUCUAAUUGUUGUGUUGGUAGUCUCCAGUUGUGUCAAUCAUGCAGCGCGCUCUGUCCUCGGCCGCGCGAUCUUCGCUGUCUUCCUCCUCUCCAUACUCCAGAUCCGCCGGCAAGAGUUUACAACAACUCCGAUUCGCUCACAAAGAGCUCCGAUUCGGUGUGGAAGGUCGAGCUCAGUUGUUGAAAGGUGUCGAGACUCUUUCAAAAGCUGUCGCGACGACACUCGGUCCCAAGGGUCGCAAUGUGUUGAUCGAAUCAAGCUACGGCUCACCAAAGAUUACCAAAGAUGGUGUCACCGUCGCGAAAGCUGUCACUCUCCAAGACAAAUUCGAGAACCUCGGUGCUCGACUCAUCCAAGAUGUCGCCUCCAAGACGAACGAGGUUGCUGGUGACGGCACCACAACCGCAACAGUCCUCGCUAGCUCCAUUUUCUCCGAGACCGUGAAGAAUGUUGCUGCUGGAUGCAAUCCUAUGGAUCUGAGAAGAGGUACACAAGCGGCUGUUGAAGCAGUCGUUGACUUCCUGCAAAAGAACAAGAAGGACAUCACCACAAGCGCCGAAAUCGCCCAGGUCGCCACUAUCUCUGCCAACGGUGAUACACAUGUUGGCAACCUCAUCUCCAAUGCUAUGGAGAAGGUCGGAAAGGAAGGUGUCAUCACAGUCAAGGAAGGAAAGACAAUCGAGGACGAGCUCGAAAUCACCGAAGGCAUGCGCUUCGACCGUGGCUUCACCUCUCCCUACUUUAUCACCGAUACCAAGUCCCAGAAGAUCGAGUUUGAGAAGCCUUUGAUUCUGUUGUCUGAGAAGAAGAUUUCAGCUGUCCAAGACAUCAUCCCUGCCCUCGAAGCCUCUACUCAACUGCGACGACCUCUCGUUAUUAUCGCUGAAGAUAUCGACGGUGAGGCUUUGGCAGUCUGUAUCCUGAACAAGCUCCGAGGUCAAUUGCAAGUGGCUGCUGUCAAGGCCCCAGGCUUUGGUGACAACCGCAAGAGCAUCCUUGGUGAUAUUGGUAUCUUGACGAACGCCACCGUCUUCACGGAUGAGCUUGACAUCAAGUUGGAGAAGGCAACCCCAGACAUGCUCGGAUCCACCGGUAGCAUCACCAUCACCAAGGAGGACACAAUCAUUUUGAACGGUGAAGGAAGCAAGGAUUCCAUUGCCCAGAGAUGCGAGCAAAUCCGUGGUGUCAUGGCUGAUCCUACUACCUCCGAAUACGAGAAGGAGAAGCUCCAAGAGCGUCUGGCCAAGCUUUCUGGCGGUGUCGCUGUUAUCAAGGUCGGCGGUGCUUCCGAAGUUGAAGUUGGUGAGAAGAAGGAUCGUGUUGUUGAUGCUCUCAACGCCACCCGUGCUGCUGUCGAGGAGGGUAUCCUGCCCGGCGGUGGCACUGCUCUCAUCAAGGCUGCUGCCAACGCUCUCAAGGACGUCCAGCCGAGCAACUUCGACCAGCAACUUGGUGUUAGCAUCAUCAAGAAUGCCAUCACCCGUCCCGCACGCAGAAUCGUCGAAAACGCCGGUCUCGAAGGUAGCGUCGUGGUUGGCAAGCUCAUGGAUGAAUUUGGUGGUGACUUCAACAAGGGCUUCGACUCUGCCACUGGUCAAUAUGUUGACAUGUUGUCAAAGGGUAUUGUGGACCCUCUCAAGGUAGUCCGCACUGCUUUGGUGGAUGCCUCUGGUGUCGCUUCGCUGCUUGGUACCACCGAGGUUGCCAUCGUCGAGGCUCCAGAGGAGAAGCCUCCUAUGCCACCUAUGGGCGGUGGCAUGGGCGGCAUGGGCGGUAUGGGAGGCUUCUAAGCGCAGCGUUAAGCUCCGCGAAGCUGCCUUUCUCACUGCUACUUGCCGCUUGUCCUGGGACUUGUGUCCAAAUUUCCUGCGUUUUAGCGACUGUAUUUCAUUUGGCAUAGCUACACUCUCGGCGAGGACCAGGACGGUUGACAUUUUCUCGACAAAAGUUUCGGCUCUCGAUGGUUGACCUUCAAAAUGAUUGCAUCGGAACCGUUGGCGAGAGAUUUGUCGAUCGAACUUGUUACUGCCCACCUACCAUCACCUAACCUACUUGUCAAGAGACUUUGUACAUUGCGAUUUUUGUCACACUACUCCACUCAACAUUGUUUUCUUUCUUCGGAAAGAUUGUGUGUGUUUUUUUUAUCUACGCCAAAAAGCUUUUCCAUAUACAGGCCGAGGUCGGAACAGGGGGAACGGAAACGGUCAAUCAAUUUUUGUUUGGCGGGAUUCGGAUCUGGGUCGUGAUUGUGGUCGUGGUUUGUGGAUGUCUCGACGGUGAUGAGAAGGCAGCGAGAUGAGACGACGGAAAAGAAGUGAGUAGGCAGGCACUCUUUGCCUUAUUCGAAAACCCAACGGAGCUCGUCGGUGGUCACCGGCGGGUAAUUUGUAUCAUAGCCAGUCCCGUGUGUGGGUAGAAGGAGAGAGAGAGAGACAUUUGUGUAAUAAAAGUCGAAAAUUGUAAAAUUGCAUCACAGUCGUUCUUAGGUUCUGUAUAUCAACCGCGUUCUCCUUUGGGAUUGUCUGUGCUAUAUAGAUUGAAUGGAUGGCUUUUUUUCCCCUCGACUUUGUUGUACUCGAUGACAAUCCAAGGGGGCAGACUCCUACAACACAAUCAUAUCCUUCGCGGUCAGUACGGAUACAUAGCAGUACAUGACUGGGAGGGCAGGAACUCAC
Exophiala oligosperma is the source of this 2738-nucleotide messenger RNA. Its product is annotated as hsp60-like protein. Lineage: Eukaryota; Fungi; Ascomycota; Eurotiomycetes; Chaetothyriales; Herpotrichiellaceae. The record is from RefSeq and is a predicted model, not a curated record. The transcript is spliced from 2 exons. The coding region runs from base 102 to 1853 and encodes 583 amino acids. Gene Ontology annotation, molecular function: ATP-dependent protein folding chaperone; protein-folding chaperone binding; ATP binding. Gene Ontology annotation, cellular component: mitochondrial inner membrane; mitochondrial matrix. Gene Ontology annotation, biological process: protein import into mitochondrial intermembrane space; protein refolding; apoptotic mitochondrial changes.